This is a messenger RNA of Solanum pennellii, 1173 nucleotides long. Its product is annotated as protein LIKE COV 2. NCBI's taxonomy places the organism in Eukaryota, Viridiplantae, Streptophyta, Magnoliopsida, Solanales, Solanaceae. Gene Ontology annotation, cellular component: Golgi apparatus. Bases 58 to 837 code for a protein of 259 amino acids. The record is from RefSeq and is a predicted model, not a curated record. The transcript is spliced from 7 exons.
AAUAUUUGAGAAAAAACUCUCAUUCUCUCUCUUUUAUUUUUUUUUAUUACUUUGAAAAUGGCGGACGAUAAGAAAGAGUCAACGUCAAGUUCGCCGCUUCGAAACGAAACCCUCCAUGAAGAUCCCGAAGAUCUCGUCAAAUCUCCUCCUUCUUCCCCAAAUUCCUCUACUCGCAAGGCUUGCUAUGCUGUUCUUCAAAGUUGGGUGUCAAAGAAGUUCAUGACUGGAUGUGUGGUCCUCUUUCCCGUGGCUGUUACAUUUUUCAUCACAUGGUGGUUUAUUCAAUUUGUUGAUGGUUUCUUCAGCCCCAUAUAUGAAAGACUUGGUAUUGACAUAUUUGGCCUUGGAUUUGUCACAUCGAUAACCUUCAUAUUCUUCGUUGGCAUUUUUGCUUCAUCAUGGCUGGGUUCAACAGUUUUCUGGUUAGGGGAGUGGUUUAUAAAGAGAAUGCCCUUUGUGAAGCAUUUAUACUCUGCAUCAAAGCAAAUUAGUUCUGCUAUUUCACCAGACCAGAAUACCAAUGCUUUCAAGGAAGUCGCUAUAAUUCGUCAUCCCCGAAUUGGUGAAUAUGCGAUUGGUUUCAUAACAUCUUCAGUUGUUCUCCAGAGAGAUGACGGGGAUGAAGAGUUGUGCAGCAUUUUUGUCCCUACAAAUCAUUUGUAUAUAGGGGACGUAUUUUUGGUUAAUUCCAAUGAUAUCAUCAGACCAAAUUUGUCCGUGCGAGAAGGCAUAGAGAUCAUUGUGUCUGUGGGAAUGUCAAUGCCACAGGUGAUUUCUCCUAUAGAAAGGAUCACAAGACAGAACGACCGGAUCCCUCUAAACAGAAUGUUAAAGUAAAACAGAAUCCUUAUGAUUGCUUGCACUAAGCUACCACAGUUUCACUUUUGAGGAAUGUCUCACAUUAUUUUCGUCAUCUUCUGUGUUUGAUUGAUGGUUCAGCAUAUCUGAACUGAAGUUAUUAGUGACUUUGUUGUAUGUUUAUUCUUUAGGAUUAGGACGAGGAGAUACUGUUUGUUUGAAACAAAUAGGUAGGGAGGCAUUGUUUGGCUGUAAUUGGUUUAAUCUAAUUGAACAAUUCAUCGUGGUCGGUAUAUAUUAUUGUAACUUAUGAGUUCUAGUUUUUGUAUUAUAAAGAAGCGGUCAAUACAGUCAUCCAAUUUUGUGUUUACUUUA